AUGACCGGGUCAAAAGUUGCGAUAGUCACCGGCGGUGCGGCAGGCAUCGGCCUCCAGAUGUCCAAACGCCUUCUCAGCAAGGGCUACCGUGUGGUCCUCGCAGAUAUUGACUCAGCUCGAGGUACAGAAUCGCAGAAGCAGCUGGGUGACCAGACACAUUUCGUACACUGCAAUCUCGCCGAUUGGGAUUCACAGGCGGCAAUGUUCAAAAAGGCAUACCAGUGGGCUGGACGGCUCGAUGUCUUCAUCGCCAACGCCGGAAUUGACGAAAAAGAACCUUUCUAUGACACACCCAGUGUUGACGAUGAACCUCGAAAGCCUAACAUGGCUAUUAUGGAUGUUGACCUCAGUGCUGUAAUCUACGGACUGCGCCUGUUCCGAUAUUACGUGCGCAAGAGCGGAACUGGUGAGGUUGCUAAGAUGAUUGCAACCAGCAGCAUAGCCGGCCUCUAUUCAUUCCAUGUCGCGCCCAUGUAUGCGGCUGCAAAACACGGGGUAAUUGGGAUCCUUCGUGCUGCGGCCUUCAGGUUGCGAAAGAAGGAAUCCAUCACCUUAAACGUGAUCUGCCCAGGGCCUGUUUUGACUGAGUUGGGAAAUCAGAUCCGAGAAUUUGUUCCCGACGAGAGCUUUACGCCGAUGAGCGUCAUUUUGGCUGCAUUCGACAAAUUUCUUGACGAAGACAUCACCGGAAAGGUGGCUGAAUGCUCGAACAAGGAAGUUCACAUUCGAGAGCCUGUGGACUAUCCGAACGAAAACACGAAAUGGUUGAUCGAGUCCAUGAAGGGUCUUUGA
Molecule: messenger RNA, 792 nt
Organism: Penicillium canariense
Lineage: Eukaryota; Fungi; Ascomycota; Eurotiomycetes; Eurotiales; Aspergillaceae
Product: 15-hydroxyprostaglandin dehydrogenase (NAD(+))
Exons: 2
Coding region: 1-792 (263 amino acids)
Cellular component (GO): cytoplasm
Molecular function (GO): oxidoreductase activity, acting on the CH-OH group of donors, NAD or NADP as acceptor
Source: RefSeq, a predicted model, not a curated record